AUGGACCCUGGCCAGGAUGCAAUCGCUCUGACUGGCUCUGGAUCAGAAGCCGUAAACACAUUGGCAAGGCUCCGGAGGGAGAUGGCUACACUGCUGGCACGACCUCGCUCGGAAUUUGGAGAGAUUGAUCCUCAACUUGACGUCUCUCGAACCCUCGACGUCGUGCGUGAGGCUCGUCGCAGGAUGGAACAGCUAAACCAGCCCUCUGGCGACUCGCGCACGCAAACCCGCCUCCGUGCUCCUCAAUCAGCAGGGCCGACGAGAUUCGGCCCACGUCCAGAGCCAUCACACCAUCGUCUCUCAGCCGCUCGAUGGCAGUCGCAGCCACUCUCACGGUCAGACUUUAAUUCCGCGGAUGCGUCCACUACCUUAGGAAGGCGCGUCGCUGCUAGGACGGCCAGCGGACAGAGCUCCAGCACGAACGCAUCCCAAACACUCAGAGAUAACCCUGCGGAAACCGCGAAUGAGAUUUUGGCUCGAGCAAUGAGGUACCUUGCUGAGCAUGACGAGCAGAUGAACGCAAUGGUACAGCGAGCCCGAUCGGCUAGCGUGCCACCAGCGGCCAGUGGCUCCGGCGCUGACGCAUCUCAGUCUGGGGAUCAACCGCGCGGGGAAGAUAACGGAGAGGCGGAGCGUAGCUCUCGAAUGCUUUCUCCGCUGUUUCUAAAUAUAUCACCAUCUCCUCAAACGGCACCUCAAACCGACCCGCUCGAUGCGCCAGCGCCUCUCAGGUCCAGCCAAACCAGCCAAUCAGUGCCAACGCAGACCCGGCCUCCCAACGUUCGUCUCUCGCAAGCUCCUCCUCCCGAGGAGAUUGCGCAGCCAAUAGGCGGAAGCAGCUCAUGGAUGUUUGGGGAGGAGCGUGCGCUACCCGACUUGGACGAUGACGAUCCUUUCAGCUGGCUUCUGCCCUCACGUUCACGAGACGAGUUUCUCGGCCUCGGCGGACCAGUCAGGACACGCGAGCCGUAUCGCUUUGCAGAUGCUUUCAUUGCCCCGGAGGAGCGUCGGAGACGUGACAGAGCUGGUCAGAGUAUGGCUUAUCCACAGACAACUCUAAGCUCCAGAAGCGAUGCCGAUAUAGGCCAACAGAGAGCUUCUCGGCGCCCUAGGCGGGGAUGGGCACGUCUUGAUCCAGACGGUGAUGAGAUACCGACAGAUGAGGAGGAAGAAUACGAGCGCCACCGAGCGCAGCUACGCGCUCGCGCCCUCCAGCUAACGUCGGGGCAGGCUUCACGGCGCUUCGACGUUGCGCCGCUGUUCCCGGAGCCACCGCCCCAUCAACGACGACCGCUUUUCAUGCCGACAACACAGUCAGUCUGGCAGUUCUCUAACGACGAGGAUAUCCAAGUGCGCAUCAAUCCAGCCUUACCUUCGUCAGACUCGCUGUCGGAUUGGGAAAGACCUAUCACCCCACGCGAAGAUGAUAAUGAAAGCCUCGCGCCGACGGAGAUUAUACCUCGGGGUCCUCCGUCACCAGAGCUGAUCGGAUCCUCUAUUCCCUUCUCUCCCAGCCCACUGCCUCUGCCUCUGAUCGACCUAUCUCCUUUGAAACAUACUCGGCAUCGGAAGUUGAGCUCUGCAAAUCGGCGCAUAAAAGUCUCUUCUGCGGCUUGCCUCGCAGGGCGGUGA
Molecule: messenger RNA, 1632 nt
Organism: Laetiporus sulphureus 93-53
Lineage: Eukaryota; Fungi; Basidiomycota; Agaricomycetes; Polyporales; Laetiporaceae
Exons: 2
Coding region: 1-1632 (543 amino acids)
Source: RefSeq, a predicted model, not a curated record